AUGAAUACUAAUAGUAACAAUGCUAAUGCUGUUAACAGCUUACAGAAUGAUACUCUAUAUUCCAAACUUGUCAAUAACUUAAUUAGUAACCCAUUACGUUUGGUCACUUGGGAAAAAUUAAUAAACCAUUUAAUAGAUAACUAUGCAACUCCAUUGAAUAAAUCGCUACCAAAAGAGAUACACGGUCUAAUAAAAUCCACUUAUGACCAAAUAUUAAUACAAUUCCCUUAUUUGGAAAAUUAUUAUAUUGAUUAUGCAAUGUUUGAAUUCAAAUUGGGAAAUAUAUCAGAAACUCAAAAAAUAUUCGAAAAGGGCUUAAAAAUAACCAAUAAUAGGUCGCUACUUUUAUGGAUAGAAUUUUUAAAAUUUUUGAAUAAAGUUUCCAGCAACAAAAAAAAAGUAACCAAAUAUUAUGAACUAGCUGACACAUGUAUUGGUUUGCAUUACUAUAGUGGUCCAUUUUGGGAAUUAUAUUUAAAUUUUAUCAGGGAGAAUUAUGGCUGCAACAAUAAUGGAAACAUUCAGUAUCUGAAACUUUUAAGAAAAAUUUUAGAAAUUCCUCAAUAUGAUUUUGCCAAAUUUUAUUCAAUGUGGCUUGAUGAAAUUGACAAAAUAAAUGACCUGUCCGAAUUGUUCAAGUUUGCGCCAAAAGAGGAAUGGUCUACUAAAUUUGAAAUUGAUUUGCAGAGCCAUUCUCAAAAAAAGUUAUUAAAUUCUAUUAGAAAAGGUCCUAUAUUAUUUGAUUUAAAGCAAAAAUUAAAAAAAAUUUUCCAAGAAUUAUAUAUCUGUGUUGAGUUUAAAGUUAUGGAAAUUUAUCAAUUGUUUGAAUUGCCACUAAGUGCAAACCAUCUUACACCAGCUUAUUAUUACACUUCGAUCGAGUCAAUAAACUCGAAAAAAAACCUGGAUGUUUGGCUAAAAUAUAUACAGUAUUGCAUUGAUUUAAGUUCCUUUCCUGAAGACUAUUCCCUAGUCAUGUUGAAUUUCCAAAGAUGUUUGAUGACCAAUCUAUGCCAUCUAGACGUUAUAUGGUUGAAAUACAGCCAAUGGCUAAUUAAAGAAUGCAACGAUUAUUUUGGCGCUUUAGACGUGUUGUGGCAAAGUUUACGGUUUAUAAGAAAAAAUAACGAUAAAAUUGUAAUAAAAAUGUCGGAUAUAAUGAUUAUACUAAAUACUACUAAUGAGGGUACAGAACUAAGGAAGCUAUGGUCAGAUUACGUUUCCAUUGAUGCCUGUGAAUUAUCGACUUUUAUAAAAUACUUUGAAUAUAUGAACUUUCUUAAUAAUACAAAAGAGAAUAACCAACCCCAACAUAAAAUGGAUACAACUCGAUUGAUUAUAGAUAGAAUAAUACAACGUAAAGAGAUUGCACUGUUGGAUUAUGUUUCUAAAAAUUGUCAAAACAAUUACUUCAAGGUUAUAUUACAAAAACAAGGAGAAAAAAACAUGGAUAAAUUAAUAAAUCACGAAAAGUUUUGGUAUUUUUACUGUGAAUAUAUAUGGUUAAUGGAUCCUCAAUUAAGGAACUUUGAACAAAAAAGAAGUUUCAUUCUAAAUAAUAUAAUACCCCAGUCACUUGAAAUGUUCAUAAAGUCAUACACUCAUUACAAAAAUGUUAAACUAGAGGGGAGGGAUAAUAAUGCAAAGAGAAAAAAUGCCAAAUCGAAAAAAUUGAAAAAAUAUUUGGAUAUUAACUUAUUAAUCCCAAUGCUAGAGCAAUUCAUCAUAAAUUAUUUGAUGGAAGAUUUGACAACAUUCCAUAAACUAAUAAACAAUUGCCUAAAAAAAAUUGAAAAUGUAUAA
This is a messenger RNA of Saccharomycodes ludwigii, 1803 nucleotides long. RefSeq names its product mRNA splicing protein PRP42 (gene PRP42). Gene Ontology annotation, molecular function: protein binding. The record is from RefSeq and is a predicted model, not a curated record. Gene Ontology annotation, cellular component: commitment complex; U2-type prespliceosome; U1 snRNP. NCBI's taxonomy places the organism in Eukaryota, Fungi, Ascomycota, Saccharomycetes, Saccharomycodales, Saccharomycodaceae. The coding region runs from base 1 to 1803 and encodes 600 amino acids. Gene Ontology annotation, biological process: RNA processing; mRNA 5'-splice site recognition. The transcript has a single exon.